UAGGAUGUUAAUCAGGGGCUGAUUACACAAAAUUUAAAUGUUUCUCUGCCCUCAUUAAGUUAACAUUUCAAACGCCAGGUCAUUGAGAUACUGUCGAAUAUUUUCCAAGCCAUUUUGGUCUGCUGUUAUUGCUAGAAACACUUGCAAAGACGAGAAUGAAUUACGUUCUUGGACUGUCUAUAGGUAUUGUUCUUGGCUUAAACACUGCAUCCGCCUAUCUUGUUCCACUCAAUAAUACCUCAUAUGCCACGGCUUGUAAAGAAACAGAUAAGACCUGUGAUCGUAGCAACCUUUCCAACAAGACAUCAGCGUGUCAGCUUCUCAAAGAGAACGCAACCUACCUCUGCUACGUGAAGCAAGGUUUCUGUAAAGAGAACGAUUUCCAAAACCUAAUGGCGACUGAGUGUAAUGUAAGCAGCACAACGAUCAACAGCAGUGACGCCAAGAACAGUUUUUACAACGCUUUGGCCAAUGUCUCUCAAAACUGUCAGACUCGUGUGGUCAACAGUACCUACUCUUCAAUGAUUUUCACGGUUCUCAAGUCAGAGGAGCAGUUCUGCUUACUUAUAAAUACUAGUCUCAACACAAUUUCCUGGGAAUCGUAUGUCAAGAACACAUCAACAAACUGCAGUGCGAGCGAUUUCCAAACUCUGAAAAACGCAGCGUGUGCCAACAACUUGACCAGUGUUGAUCAGAGAUUCUCCCGGGCGAUACUGAGUUCGAGCAUGUCAUGCCGGAGCCAGCUAUCUCAGUGUACUGAAUCGAACGGAACAGCGAAGAGCUUCACGAGAGACGAGUACUACUGCCAGUUCCUGAGGCUCAACGUAUCCAGCUGGAGCACAGAAACAUGCUUAAGAAAAAAUUGCACUGUGGAUGAGUUCAAAAGACUGAUAGUUGCUGCAUGCGGUGAAGGAACCACAACACCCCCAACGCCAAAACCUCUAAUCCAAGGCACUGUAACAACUGAAGGGGUUUUAACAACUACGAGCGACGCAAGAACUCUCGCUCCAUCAAAUGUCGAAUUCUUUUUUCUGAGUAUAUUGUUUGCAGCGUUGUCCAAAUUCGACGUCACAAGUCUCUAAAUGUGAACAUACGUCGUUAGUGAACGGCCAACACUUAGUUCAUUUAAAUUGUAAUAGUGAAUGCUUUCUUUAUGAUUUUUAAUGUGAGAAUUCCAAAUUUUUUAACAAAUGUUUAUUUUAAAAAUAAUAAAAACAUGUCAUGGAGUAUAAUA
This is a messenger RNA of Biomphalaria glabrata, 1234 nucleotides long. RefSeq lists its product as uncharacterized. The record is from RefSeq and is a predicted model, not a curated record. Bases 156 to 1082 code for a protein of 308 amino acids. NCBI's taxonomy places the organism in Eukaryota, Metazoa, Mollusca, Gastropoda, Planorbidae. The transcript is spliced from 2 exons.